AUGUUUGCAAAGCUUUCCAAUCGUCUCAAGCAAUGGAGAGCAAAGAGACGGACUUCUCCAACGAAAAACGAAAGCGCUCAACGAAAUGUAGGAGAUAAGGAAAUCCCUACUCCGUGCCCUACUCUAACAGUCCCAAUCUCGCGACCGACCCGUCUUGGCGGUCUUCCGAUUUCUUCAGAUGGAAUCGCUCAAGAACUUCCACCGAGAGUUCAAUUUCUUCUUGAUAAGAACCGACCAAUCGAUUUGGAUGACGAUGAGAAAUUCGACUUCGAGCUGGCUCUCAAAGCGAUGAAGAUGAUCGAUCGACUCAAUAACAACGAGCCUCUAUCUCCCGAGUCAGUCCUGUUGACGCCGAUGGCUCAACUUUCCAUGAAAAAUGACUCGAAAGCUAGAACUCCAUCGGAAAUUCAAAAACCACAUGAA
Messenger RNA from Mesorhabditis belari, 423 nucleotides. Lineage: Eukaryota; Metazoa; Nematoda; Chromadorea; Rhabditida; Rhabditidae. The record is from the annotation of a GenBank genome assembly.